GUGCUUCGGUCUGGUAGAAUUGGCUACUGUAGCGGACGUUUAUGUGUAUACGACCACAGCUACAACGUCACUGCAAUGUGAAUAGCGCAUGGUUUGGAAAAGUGUCCCUCCACUUAUAAUCGACAACUACGAACAGGACACAUUUUUCUUUGAGUUCUUUCUUUACUUUGUGUUCAAUUUAAUGAUGGAAAUAAGGGUUGACUAUGUAAUGACUUCAAAGGAUAUCAGUUUCUCGAGUACGGACAGCCCAAGAUCGGAAGUGGGUGAUUUUAAGCAGAGCGACAGAUUUACCACCCCUUGACCUCAUUAAGUCAGAAAGAAGAAAGCAAGACCCCUCCCACCCCACAUCUGCUUGACAGGAAGAGAUGAAACAGAGAUCGUUAACCUCCAAGGAAUCCCAUUUCUGAUAAAGAAAAGAGGACAGAUAUUCAGCACAUUGGAAAGAAAUCACACUCUUGACUGCCCGUGACAGAUAUAUAUAUAUUUUUAAAGAUUAACAGUUUGGUACAACAGGAUAGCAAAUAUUUUUCUAACGAACUAUCAAAGGUGCUGUUGAUUGAGGCUGCCUCACAGCUUGUGCUUGCACUUCAAAUGGUCACAUUGUUCACUCCUUUCAGACGAUUAUAUUUUGUAAUCUACAACUCUGCAAUUACAUUCCAUACUUGCAAUUUGCCAUGCAGAAAACCCUAAAUUGUAAACUGCAUGUGUUUGCCUUUGAGUGCAUCUGAGAACUGUUAUAAAAUUAUGACAUUCCCUGCCUUAAUAUGUCAUGCACUUUUCUGAUGCAAUCCUUUCAAACCUCCGUCUCAAGUCAAACCCUCCAUUGAGGAAGCUUUCCCUCUUAUUUAACACGUUGCGGUCUCUAAACGCUUAUAAUGUACAAAAUGAUGGUCCUCAAGCAUCCGAAAAGCAGGAUUUUCACUGUGCUGUUCUGCAUCAUUACCAUCACCACUUUUUUAUUCAGCUACAACUACAGUGGCCCACCGUCAUACUUUUUCAAAUUUGCCUUCCGGCUGUCGGACAACUCUGUUUCCAAGGCACUGUGUGCCUGUAGCCAGUGCAUCUCUGUAGAGGACGAAGACCCCUGGUUAAUGGAACACUUUAACCAGUCGAUGACGCCACUCAUGUCGAAGAAGAACAGCAUGCUUUCUGAAGACACCUAUAAGUGGUGGCAGUGGAUCCAGUCUGAGAAGCACCCAGCCAACUACAAAGAGGUGGUGCAGCGAUUAUUCCAGGUCAUCCCUGGUGAGGAGCACUACAUGGACUCAGGGCCCAAUCGUUGCAGGACUUGCGCUGUUGUAGGAAAUUCUGGGAACCUCAAAGGAUCCAACUAUGGAGCCCUAAUCGACUCCAAUGACUACAUCAUAAGAAUGAACAAAGCUCCCACUUCAGGCUAUGAAAAGGAUGUAGGGAGAAGAACCACCCAUCAUGUCAUGUACCCAGAAAGUGCUAAAAACCUGCAAAACGACACACACCUGGUGCUGAUACCCUUCAAGAUUUUGGAUCUACAGUGGAUCAUUAGUGCUUUAACCACAGGAACUAUUAAAUACACCUAUAUGCCGGUGAUGGCCAAGAUAAAAGCAAACAAGAAUAAGGUGUUAAUAUACAGCCCCACUUUCUUCAAGUACGUCUAUGAUUCCUGGCUUGAAGGACAUGGGAGAUAUCCCUCCACUGGUUUUUUAACCUUGAUGUUUGCCAUUCACAUAUGUGAUGAGGUGAAUGUUUACGGAUUUGGGGCAGACAAGGGAGGAAACUGGCAUCACUACUGGGAAAAUAACCUCAUGGGAGGUGCCUUCCGCCACACUGGGGUGCAUGAUGGUGACUACGAGUACAACAUCACCUUGCUGCUGGCCAGUAAAAACAAAAUCAAAAUUUUCAAAGGGAGAUGACGGCUCAGUACCUGGAAACUGCAGUUGGCCUGUGAAAUGAACACAGCCUCCGAACGGCCUUAACAUGCUUUUGGCAAGGAAAUACCAAAGGGCCAGGUCAAACUGCCCCCCAAAAUCAUUGUGGUACAUAAGAACCAAUGGCAAAUGUAAAGCAGUAUUACAUUUAGCCAAAGAAACACUUUUUUACGCAAAAUUUAAAAAUGAAUUAUUUUUACGUAGCUGAGAGACUAUUGGUGGAUUUACCCUAUUCCUAGAGCAUCACAAAGCCACUUGCGCCAGAUAGCUUAGACAAGUUGUAUAUCUGUGUGACAGUAGUGGGGGAAUGUUGGCAGAACUGAGUGAUAAUGUAUGCAUCUCAUUUCCAUGGCAACAUGAGUGUUAAUGCUCAUUGUUUUUCUCCUCCAUAUACUGUAGGUAUGUUACUUAUGACAGAUGGCAAUGUUUUUAUUUUCUAUGCCAAUGUUUUCAAUGAACUGUUGUUGCCACAUGUAGUAAGUGACUUGGAAAUCAAGAAAUGUUCUAUCGAUAACAAUUGAAAAGUUAUAAAGAACAUUCAAAAUUAAUAUAGAAUUUUUGCCUUUAUGAUCUGAGUAAACAUGGUGAAUGAUCUGAAUUGCUAUUCGGUGCAUUUCCUGCAUUGUAUCAUUUAAUGAGGCUUGAAGGACAUUCUGAUAUGCACAACAAUAUGCAGGAUUGUAACUAACAAGGAAAUUCUGCAAGGGUGUGCAAGUUCCAUUAGCUCAUCCAUUUCUCCUGAAUGCUAUCAUGAUCAAAAGCCUGCACUAGAUUUUUAAGCACAUCCCUCUUAAAAAAUGGAAUAUUUUGCCACUGUGAUUAUAGGAAUGACAGGACCCCAUGGAGUGACUAGAACUUUUGGCUUGUUUCUCUUUUCAAUCCGGGGAUCAGAGUUCACUGAAAUAGAGUUUACUGCCCAUGUGGCUCACAUGAUUACAGUCACUGUCAAAUCUGCUGUUGUGAACACAGCCUGGAAAUAAAGCAGUAAUGGAUAUCUUUGUGUGAGAGGAAUGGAGCCCAAUGCAUGAGCUCCUGUGUCUCCUCAUCUUCAGAAAGGGUCUGACUGUGAGGCCUACAGUAUGUCUCUUUAUGUGAAGUGCCUUAUCAAUAAAAUUCCUAAUGUGUAAUGUUUGGGAUUUGGUGGAUAGGGGUUAUGUGCCUUUUUAAACUUUAUCUUAUAUUUCUAUGAUUGUUAUUGAUUUUUAUAUUUUAUCAAAAAUGUAUUUUAUUUGUUUGUUGAAUACAAAGAUCUAAUUAGAUCAUUAAAUCUUUAUGAAGUGA
Conger conger (European conger) is the source of this 3185-nucleotide messenger RNA. Its product is annotated as CMP-N-acetylneuraminate-beta-galactosamide-alpha-2,3-sialyltransferase 1-like. The transcript has 7 exons. The coding region runs from base 876 to 1889 and encodes 337 amino acids. Gene Ontology annotation, molecular function: beta-galactoside (CMP) alpha-2,3-sialyltransferase activity. Lineage: Eukaryota; Metazoa; Chordata; Actinopteri; Anguilliformes; Congridae. The record is from RefSeq and is a predicted model, not a curated record.